Molecule: messenger RNA, 753 nt
Organism: Meloidogyne enterolobii
Lineage: Eukaryota; Metazoa; Nematoda; Chromadorea; Rhabditida; Meloidogynidae
Source: the annotation of a GenBank genome assembly
AUGGGUUAUCGCUGUCUUUUAUGCAACAAAGUUUAUGGUCGUUACAAUUCUGUUAGUUACCAUGUUACAAUUUAUCAUCGAAACCCCCCUAUACGAUGUGAGGAACAAGGAUGUCAGUUUACAACCCGUGAAGCUCGUUAUAUACACUUUCAUAAAUAUUAUCGCCAUCAAAUUGCACUACCGGAAUCUAUCGAUCUGGCUUCACGUAAAUGUCCUCUACUUGGUUGUAAACAUGUUUCAAAAAGUCCAGCAAUGUUAGAAAAACAUAUGCAACGACACGUUGCUGAUUGUCUUAAAGAAGGGGGAUCAUCUUCUAUUUAUAUUUGUAGAAUGCCCGUAAUUAAUGGAAGUAUUACAACAAAAGAAGAUGAAAAUAUGGAUAGCAUGGAAAAUAAUGAUCCAGAAAUUAAUAAAACUUUAAAUAUGGUUAAGUCUAUGAAGGAAAGAAGGAAUACUUAUUCUGGUGGUUGUUCUGGUUCUUCUGGGGGAGGGCAAUGCUUGUUUAAAGCAAAUUCGAGAGAGCUUAUGUACGCUCAUUUGUUAACCUGCCACUCCGCUUCAAGCGCCAGUACCACAACACUUUCUGCCGAUGCAGAAAAACGAGGUGUCGAAGAAGAUGACGAUGAUGAAACACGUUCUUUAGCUGGAGGAAAAAUGUCUGCAUCAGCCCCGAGUACACCACCAACCUCUUCUUCACAACUUCUAUCUCCUCUGCUUUCUCGUUUUCCAUGCAAUGAAUGCAACUUUAGGUGA